UCUGAAGAUGCCACGUUCACAGAUUUAAUAUACUGGAUACAGGGGGGGGGGGACAAAAAACCACCACCACCGUUGUCAUUAGUGAAGAUCCGUUAACUAACGUUGUGGUUUCCCAUCCUUCUUUACGCUUGCCUAGACCCUAUUCUUGCACCACUCCUUAACCAGAGCUGAAGGUGAACACAGGAGCCCCCGGGUUCCUUUCCGGUGCCUUUUCGUGCCAGGCGGACCCGGCCCUGCGGCUGCCUCCGCCAGUUUCUGGCGUUUGGCUGCUUCAGCGGCGCUGUCCCGCAGGGGGCCGAGCUCCCUGCCGCUGCCGGCCGCUCCGGAAGGGGCUGGGCACGGCGCGGCCAAGAUGGUGGCCACCAGGCAGGCAGCGAGGCGGCGGGGACAGGCGCCGCCGGCGGCGGCUGGAGACACCGGCAGCACCCCCGGGCCCCGGCCCGCCGGGGCGGCGGAGAUGACAUCUGCUGAAAUUGGUACUUCUGUAUCUACAAAGAUGCCCAGAAGGAGUAGAGCAAUUUGUAAGCCUGAGGUAAUUAAAGAAUCUCAGCUUGAACAGGUGGAACAUCCAGAAGCAAAAUCAGAUGCCAGUGAUAGCUUAGAGAUAAAAAAUACUAGAAAUGAGAACACAACUGUUCAUUCAGCACAAUCAGCUGCCGAACCCCAGGUUGAUGGGGAUGUGUCAGAAGCAGAAUCAAACUGCUCUGCUAUGUCUGGUCUUCAGACACCUUUGAUUAUAAGAGUAACAAGAAGACGACAGAUUGUAGUUCCUUAUCAACCAGAUUCUCCUGCAAAAAAAAGACAGGACAAGGCUGCUUUUCUAAAUGAGUUAAGCAGGACUCUGGAUGAAGAUGAUGUCUCUGAAGCUGAAUCUUGUUCCGGUGUUGUUUCUGGUAUCCAGAUGCCUAACGUUACCAGGACUACAAGAAAAAGGCAAAGCAGAAAGAAGUUACAACCAGAUCCAGUCUGUGAAGCCCAGAGUGAAGAUAUUUCUGAUGCAGAGUCUUGCUGUUUUCAUAUGGAACAGCCCAUUACUACCAAACGACUUACUAGGAGCAUGCAAGUGAAAGCACAAGCAGAAAAUAAUGAGGAAGUAAACAGAAUUGUUUCAGAAAAUGAUAAUUUAAUUGAGGACACAGUUAAAUCUGAUCCAUUAGUAAUUUCUGAUUCUAGACCUGCUCCACAAUUAGUCUCUGACAACAAAGAUGCUUCCUCUGUCACCGCACAUAAUAAAGAAUCCAGUUCAUCUACAAGCAAAUGUUCUUCCAAAUCUGCUAAUGCAACCGUAAAUGAAGAUGUGAAACAAGACUUUUUGAAUGAUAUAACACCCAGUAGUCUUAAAAAAAUGAAACAAAGUAGUAAUACUGAAUCGCCCAGAAAAAAAACAAUAAAAGAUGCACAAAUUCUUGGGGUAGAUGAUUCAGAAGAAGAAUGUGACAAAAUUCAGGAAGAGCACAGUAAAAUACUCGUGAGGGGAGUGAAAUUAAAGAAUAUGGAUCUUUGUUCAACUGAUUGCAUGAGUCCCAAACAAUUGUUAGAAUCCAAAGGGCAAGUAACAUCAAAUGAAAGUAAAAAAGUUCCAGAAUACAAAAGAAUAGAUGCUGAGGCAGCGGUAGAGAGGUCUUUUGCCCAUGCAAGUGAAUUAAGAAAGGAUGAACAAUCUAGUGCAGUGAGCAGCCUACGAGAGGAUGCACCUGUUGCACAAAUAACUGACAGCGUUGCUGGUAGAUGUAGAAUGCUUGAAAUCAGUGUGGACAGUGGUGAAGACCAAACAGGAGAAUAUGCUGAUUCUGUAUCCCACAGCAGUGAAAGAUCAAGCAGUGGAAAUAAUUCCCUUACAUUGUUUCUGAGCAAAGAUGAAAGCGAUGAAUCUGAAAAUAGUGAUGUGGCAGACACAGAUACAGUGGAAGAGAAUAAGAGUUACAUGGAGGCAGAUGAAAGGACUCCUUCCAUGACCAAACCUUUAAAAAAGAAUUCACUGCAUGUUGAAGGGCUUUUUGUGAUUGAUACUGAGCCUGGCAUGGGUUCCAACCAAAAGUAUUAUCUAGAUCAGGUAGACCAAGCUAGUGAUGUUGAAAGUAAAUAUGAAGGAAAUGAAAAAGUUGAAGAAUCCUCAGAUCUAGAAGAGGCUGAAGAAGAACUGAUAGAUGAAGAUGAGAAAGAUGAAGAUGAUGAUUUAUUGAAAAAUAAAAUUGAUGUUUUGCAUCUUUCCAGCAGCAUAGACCCUGGCUUGAACAUUAAAAAGCUCGGAGGUUUAUAUAUAAGCUUUGAUGGAAAAAAACAAAAGCCUAGUUCAAGCAUAAUUAAACAACCGAUGGAGAAAAAGAAGGACCAGCUCUUGCAGAAGAGUAUAAUAACUCCAGAUUUUGAAAAAAAGGAAUGUGUCCCACCCUUCAGGGAAUCACUUCACCAGCUAAAGAAACAGCGCAGAGCAGAGCGAGAGAAGACAACAGGUGAUGGCUGGUUUGGUAUGAAAGCCCCAGAAAUUACAAGUGAACUUAAAAACGAUCUUAAAGUUUUGAAGAUGAGAGCUUCAUUGGACCCUAAGCAUUUUUAUAAAAAGAAUGAUAGAGAUGGUCUACCCAAGUACUUCCAGGUUGGAACUGUGGUUGAUUCUCCCAUAGACUUUUAUCAUAGUCGAAUUCCUAAGAAACAAAGGAAGAAAACAAUUGUUGAAGAGCUGCUUGCAGAUUCUGAGUUUAGAAGAUAUAAUAAAAGGAAGUAUCAGGAGAUCAUGAGUGAAAAAGCAGCUUUUGCAGCAGGGAAGAAGAAUCGGAAGAAGAAGAAAUUUCACAAUUAAGACUUGAAGAAAAAUAACAAGCUGGAACAACUUAUUUGUUAUAAAACUUUCCACAGAUUUCCUUGGUUUGUGGUGUGUUUUUUUUGUUUUGUUUUGUUUUUUUAAGAUUGGAAGUCAUGUAAAUUGAGGGUUAGGGAAACUUCUGCAGUAGGAAUGUGUUAGGAAGCUUUAUAAAAAAAAAAAAAAAAGAGUUUAUAUGUAAUGUAUAUUUAAUGUUUAUUUUUAAAGUUGAUGAUUUGAAAGCAUAUUGUUAAAUUUGAGAACAACAUCCAAAUUCAUUGGUUAUGUCUUGCUCAGUCUUCAGUCUUUAUGUGACUGAAUUAGUAAAUUUAGUUUAAAGUUAGGUGUGUAAUUCACCUUCACACCCAUUAUAUACAUUAUAUAUCGUAGCAAAUUUUCUAGGUCUUAUCAGAGGUGCUUCUGGCCAAAUGUAACAGGGGGUAUUGAGAAAUAGUUUGGUUGUGAAGAGUUUAUUUCAGCACUGAACGUAACAGGGAUGAGGAUGCUGUGGAAUUCAGCAUAUGCACAUAUAUACAAAUAAUAUAUGUAACUAUAAAUAAAUAUUAAAGUAUAUAGUAUUGCUUAUUCAUAAAAUAAUAUAGUAACUAUCUAUAUGCAAAAUUUUAACAUCCAGUCUUCUGUCACUUUUAUUAGCUUUUCCCUUUUAAUCAUUAUUUGAUGAUUUUUGUGAAAAGAAUUUGACAAUUGGGUCCAUUACCUAGGGUGUGGUCUGCAGAAUACGGUCUGGUAGCUGAUUUGGAAUAGUUAUUCAGGAAAAUGAAUAGAGUGAGUUUGGAAGAAUAAAGAUGGUAUUAGUUCAGUUUCCCUUCAGUGACAGUUCAUGACGUACUGUGACUGUGAAAAGUUUUGUGCGGUUUGUUUUUUAAUGACCUAGUUAUCAUAUUGCGGUUAGAGUCAGUUUAAUUCAGUUAUUGCAGAAAAGACAGAUAAUAGAAGAAAUAAGACUGCUACAUUGCCUCAGAUGGAUUGGGUGAGGAAUAUAUAAAAGAGAUUAUCAGAGGACCAGUGAUAUUUAUUGUUUUCUUGAAAGUACUGAGUUUUAAAGGUUGUUGAUUUUAAGUGAAAAGGAUGUUUUUGACCAGUGUUUAACUAUGAUUUUUUUUUCUCCUGAGAAUGAGUAGAUUUUUUAUGUGUUUUAUUUUAAGGAUAUUAGCUAUUUGUGCUGGAGGUAGCUAAAAUGAAAUGAGAAUCAUGGUAUUUACUGAUCACCAACUGAAAUAUGAAAGAAAAUUUCCCAUGAGCCUUUGGAUUUUUUUUAUAUUCUUUUGAAGUUAGCCAUAAAUAUUCAUUACCAAGCACAGACAAGGACAUAGAUUCCUUAAAAAGCACGAGUUACCUAGAGAUAAAUGGUGCACAAAGUAAAGUGAAUUUGCUGGGAAGUAUGAAACAUGUAGUUGUAGAACCACUUGCCCCCAGGUCCCUGCUACCAUGCAGAUACUAUUCUAAUACAGUUGUAUGUGAGCUAAAAUCUUGAACCUGUAAAUGAUAAAAAGACAAUAAAAACAACUAUGGUGUCUUGUUCUCUGGAUGAG
Molecule: messenger RNA, 4353 nt
Organism: Anas platyrhynchos (mallard)
Lineage: Eukaryota; Metazoa; Chordata; Aves; Anseriformes; Anatidae
Gene: DNTTIP2
Product: deoxynucleotidyltransferase terminal interacting protein 2
Biological process (GO): RNA processing
Cellular component (GO): nucleolus
Molecular function (GO): RNA binding
Source: RefSeq, a predicted model, not a curated record